GCCAAAGUGAUUGCAGACAAAACCGCUUCAAUCUACCAGGGCAUCAGUUGCUCAACCACAUACAAUCAUGACAGCGCCCAGUCCCGUCGACGCACCACUUCACAUCCUCGAACUCCUCGCCGACCUCCACCAGAGGUCCCUGGACCAAGAGGCUCUCCUCUCCAAAACCGGCAAGGUCUUUUCCUCGAGCAUCCUGAGCGAGCUCCAAGAUCAGGACCCUACCAUCACCACCACCCCAGCGAACCCCAAAGAGCAGUUUGACCGCCUCAUGCUCGACAAAUUCAUCGCUCUGGACCAAGAUAAAUGUCAAUUCACCUACCAACUGGUCACUGCAAUGGGCGCCACGAACAUCGUCGAAGCCGGGACCAGCUUCGGCGUCAGCACGAUCUAUCUGGCCCUGGCAGUUGCUAAGACUACUUCCCGGACUGGAAAACCCGGCAUAGUGAUCGCUACCGAGAAGGAGGCAUCCAAAGCGGCGGCUGCACGGGGGUACUGGGCGCAGUGUGGCCCCGAGGUGGAGCGGCACAUCGAUUUGCGCGAGGGGGACCUGUUGGAAACAUUGAAGGACGGAUUGCCGGAGGAGAUCGAUCUAUUGCUUCUUGAUAUCUGGUCUGCGCUGGCCUUGCCAACGCUGCAAACGGUCUUGCCUCGUCUGCGUCGCGGUGCAGUGGUGCUCACCGAUAACACCAUCUCGGGAGCCAAAGGAUAUGCCGAUCUGCUGGCAUUCUUGCGGUCCUCUGAAAAUGGCUUCCAGAAUAUGACGCUGCCGUUCUCCAAUGGCUUUGAGAUGAGUGUUUACUUACCGUAAUUGGAGCUGUCGUUGUCCAGGGUGUAUUUACUAUAACUGUAGAACCUCAGGGCUGAGUAACGACAAUACAGCUUCUGAACAGUUG
Messenger RNA from Aspergillus brunneoviolaceus CBS 621.78, 893 nucleotides. RefSeq names its product O-methyltransferase. The coding region runs from base 68 to 808 and encodes 246 amino acids. The transcript is spliced from 2 exons. Gene Ontology annotation, molecular function: O-methyltransferase activity. The record is from RefSeq and is a predicted model, not a curated record. Lineage: Eukaryota; Fungi; Ascomycota; Eurotiomycetes; Eurotiales; Aspergillaceae.